AUGGGUGUCACAGUCGAUUCAGUCAGUCCAGGAGAUGGUAAAACAUUUCCAAAGAAAGGUGAUACAGUCACCAUGCACUACCACGGUACUUUGCUCAACGGACAAAAGUUUGACUCUUCCGUUGAACGUGGACAACCUUUCCAAACAAAGAUCGGUGUAGGACAAGUGAUCAAAGGUUGGGAUGAAGGCGUUCCACAAUUAUCUCUCGGUCAAAAGGCAAAAUUGACUUGCACUCCUGAUUAUGCUUAUGGUGCAAACGGUUAUCCACCUGUCAUCCCUGCAAACUCUACUUUGGUUUUCGAAGUUGAAUUGCUCAAGAUUAACGGUAAAGGUCUUUAA
This is a messenger RNA of Meira miltonrushii, 339 nucleotides long. RefSeq names its product FK506 binding protein. Gene Ontology annotation, molecular function: peptidyl-prolyl cis-trans isomerase activity. The coding region runs from base 1 to 339 and encodes 112 amino acids. The transcript is spliced from 2 exons. The record is from RefSeq and is a predicted model, not a curated record. NCBI's taxonomy places the organism in Eukaryota, Fungi, Basidiomycota, Exobasidiomycetes, Exobasidiales, Brachybasidiaceae.